AGCUAAUCUCGUUUUAUGUACUUUCUCUCUCUUCUGACCAUUUCUCCCAGCCAAAAGAAAAACCAAAACCUUUGCAUGAUCUUAGCUCAAAAACUUACAACAAGAUUAAGACUGUUCAAAUCAGUUUUAUACAAUACUGCACUCAAUUAAAAUUAGCUGUAAUUUCUCCAGACAUUCUCUGAUACUAAAUGUUACCAUACAAGUCCGUGGAAGAGGCGGAGGCCGCCUUAGGCCGUGGCCUGACCGCGGCGGAGACCAUUUGGUUCAACUAUUCAGCUAACAAAUCUGAUUUCUUGCUCCAAUCUCACAACCUCCUGUUUCUCUUCCUACUUUCCGCCAUUGUCCCUCUUUACUAUACCUCACUUGAACUCUUAUUUGGCAACUCCCUCGUUGCUUACAAAAUCCAGCCUAAAGUCAAACUCAACCUCUCCCAUUGCUUCAGUUCCUAUAAAUCAACCCUCCGUACUUUCUUCCUCUUUGUGGUCCCUCUUUUUCUCGGAGUCUCUUAUCCCUCCUCCAUUCAGGGGAAGGGAAGUAGGAGUGGAUUACCGUUGCCAUCAAUAUGGGAAAUAGUGGCCCAAUUGGCAGUCUACUUUGUGGUGGAUGAUUAUUUGAACUAUUGGAUUCAUCGGUGGUUGCACUGCAAAUGGGGUUACGAGAAAAUCCACAAGGUUCACCAUGAAUACACAGCUCCCAAUGGAUUCGCAGCUUUACAUGACCAUUGGGCAGAGAUUUUGCUGGUCGGAAUCCCAUUCUCCGUCGGCCCUGCAUUGGUCCCGGGCCAUAUGAUUACGUUGUGGUUGUGGACGGGAUUAAGGAGCAUUCACGGUGUCGCGAUUCACAGUGGGUACAAUCUCCCAUGGAAUCCUUUAAAGUAUAUCAUUCCCUUCUAUUGUGGUCCAGAAUACCACGACUACCAUCAUUACAUUGGUGGUCAAAGCCAAAGCAAUUUUGGUUUAGUGUUCACUUAUUGUGAUUAUGUUUAUGGAACCAACAAGGGGUACCGCUAUCAUAAGAAACUCCUCCACCAGGAGGGUUUGAAAUCGGAUUAAUAAAUUACUGCCUGCUGGAUCAAUGAGUUCUGAACUUUCUUUAGUUUCUUAUCAAUGAAAUUUGUUUCCGUCUAACGGAGAAAACAGAAAAAGGAAGGUUGUACGUAAUGUGAUGGGUAAGUCUCUCCCAAGUUAUGUUCAGUACAACUAAUUGUAAUUUGCAUUAAACAUUAUUAUUAUUAGUAUAUCAUUUUCUCGGCCUCUC
Oldenlandia corymbosa var. corymbosa is the source of this 1257-nucleotide messenger RNA. Lineage: Eukaryota; Viridiplantae; Streptophyta; Magnoliopsida; Gentianales; Rubiaceae. The record is from the annotation of a GenBank genome assembly.